This is a messenger RNA of Sinocyclocheilus anshuiensis, 1376 nucleotides long. Its product is annotated as protein phosphatase 1 regulatory subunit 27-like. The record is from RefSeq and is a predicted model, not a curated record. Lineage: Eukaryota; Metazoa; Chordata; Actinopteri; Cypriniformes; Cyprinidae. The transcript is spliced from 3 exons. The coding region runs from base 302 to 991 and encodes 229 amino acids. Gene Ontology annotation, molecular function: phosphatase binding.
CACACCGUGCAAUAAAGUUGAUGAAACAAGUGAUGAUGGGACAGAUAAACUAACAAAACUUCACAAGAAAACAAAUCCCCUCACCAAGGAACAGAUUCCUCUGGAAAAGUGACAUUAUUUCGGGCUUGAAGCGGAUUGUAAACACUGAAGACAGUGUGAACCCAAAGUGAAGGUUCAAGAUCCCCCUGGCCCAAAAAAAGGAUUUACUCUUGCGUGGAGCUUGACUUGAGUUUCAGAGUUUAUUUUGUCCUCCUCUUGAGCCUAAAGCUGAGGGGGAGGCAAAGCCGUGGCGUCUGCGGAAAUGAAGUACAGCUACCAGUACCCGGUGUCACAGUACACACGCUCCAACACACACUACACUUCCACUCAUUACACACCGUCACACUACUCCAGCAGCUCAUACUCACCUGGCUACUACAGUCCUACAAAGUACAGCCCUACUACACUCCACACACCAUCAUACUACACUCCACCGGCUUACACACCUGCGUACAAGCCCACCUCCACUUACACCCCCAUCUAUAGCAAGCCGUCCCGGCAGAGCAGCUCGGCCCGGACAAGCGUACAGCACACUCCUACUGUAGUCCUCAAACCUGCCCGGGCUGUGCACUUCACAAAUGAUGUUGUAUUCCAGGAUUUAGUCCGACACAGUGAGCUGGAACAAAUCGGUCGGUUUAUGAGGGCGAGGAAAGUGCGUCUGGACACCAUCUUCCAUUCUGGAAUGGCAGCGCUCCAUGAAGCCGUGCUCUCAGGAAACCUGGAGUGUGUGAAGCUUCUGAUAAAAUACGGAGCUGACGUUCAUCAGAGGGACGAGAACGGCUGGACACCACUUCAUAUGGCGUGCAGCGACGGUUAUCCUGAGAUUGCACGGUACAUUCUCUCUCUGGGUGCCAGUGUGGAAGCAGAGAAUGAAAACGGAGAGAAACCAGCAGACCUCAUCGACCCAGACUGCAAAGAACUGCUCAAGCUCUUCGAGACAGGCUGUGUCUAAGUACUGACCCGCAGAAGAACUUGCUAGUUAAAGCUAGUUUUCAAAAAACAUCACUCUCCUGAGCUUCGUAUUUUGUGUGGUUCUCCUGAAUAUUCUGAAUAUUUUGUUUGUUUUUUUGGCUUUUAGCUAGACACAACAUUAUUAUACAGUACAGAGGAACACCAAACCCCGCAUAUCUGUUUGCUUUUAAAGUCAACGUGAAGUGGCUUAACCUUAAGUAUUUCUGAGUGAAACAUGAUAUUGAAUGAGAAGAAAUGAAGAGUGGGACUUUUAUCCAUUGGGAAAAGAGUGGAUUAGGAAAAGUGGGUGUAUAAAGCGCAAUGCAGUCCGAUUUUUGAAGGUUUUCUAAUGUCAGACGAGGUGGAGCAAGUUAUUAAACUUUGAU